This is a messenger RNA of Brassica rapa (field mustard), 1600 nucleotides long. Its product is annotated as heat stress transcription factor C-1. NCBI's taxonomy places the organism in Eukaryota, Viridiplantae, Streptophyta, Magnoliopsida, Brassicales, Brassicaceae. Gene Ontology annotation, biological process: cellular response to heat; regulation of transcription by RNA polymerase II. Gene Ontology annotation, molecular function: DNA-binding transcription factor activity; RNA polymerase II cis-regulatory region sequence-specific DNA binding. Gene Ontology annotation, cellular component: nucleus. The record is from RefSeq and is a predicted model, not a curated record.
UCUGUUGUUUUUGUUUUGUAGAUAUGUAUGUGUCAGAGCAUCAAUGUCUAAAGUCGUUGUUUCCUUCCAAAUAUCCAAAUGAAGUAUUGCCAAUUGCCAAGUUAGUAACAUGAAGCACCUGCAUGGGUCCUACACUUGCCCGCGACACCGCAAAAGCAAAACACGAAACUCGCCACGUUAUCACAAAAGCAAAGCCACGUCACACCAUCUCACUGUCAACGACACUUACUACUAUUAUACUAUACUAUUUCCCGUUUCACAUUGCCUAUCUAUUUUGAUAAACCCACAAGCUGCCUCCUUAAUUUCUUUACCAACAGCAACCAUAUAAACAUAAAGCAGAAAUAAAAGGAAAAAAAAAAGAGAGAAAAAAAAUGGAGGAGGACAAAAACAAUAACACUACGAGCACGAACACAAACGUGAUCGCACCAUUCGUUGCCAAAACAUAUCAGAUGGUCAACGAUCCUUCGACCGAUUGGCUCAUCACCUGGGGACCUGCCCACAACAGCUUCGUCGUCGCUGACCCUCUCGACUUCUCUCAACGCAUCUUGCCUGCUUAUUUCAAACACAACAACUUCAGCAGCUUCGUUCGUCAGCUCAACACCUACGGUUUCAGGAAAGUGGAUCCUGACCGGUGGGAGUUCGCGAACGAGCAUUUCCUCAGAGGUCAGAAGCACCUGCUCAAGAACAUAGCGCGUAGGAAACACGCGCGUGGGAUGAUGGAUGUGGAGGACGGCGAGAUCGUGAAGGAGAUCGAGCGGCUGAGAGACGAGCAGAGGGAGCUUGAGCUGGAGAUUCAGAGGAUGAACCAAAGGAUCGAGGCGACGGAGAAGAGGCCGGAGCAGAUGAUGGCGUUUCUCUACAAGGUCGUUGAUGAUCCCGACCUCCUCCCGAGGAUGAUGCUCGAGAAGGAGCGAUUGGUCUCCGACAAGAAGAAGCGUCGUGUCACGGUGAAGUCAGAGGAAGGGGCAGAGGAGGAGGAGAGGGUCUUUGGUGUGGUUUCACCGUCGCCUUCCCCGCCGGAGAAUUCAAUAGGAUGGGUUGUUCCCAUGCAGAGGCAGGGGACGUUUGGUAGUUACUACAACGAGACGGGUAUGGUGGCGAACUCGAUGAGGUCCACUUCGUCGAAGUCAUCAUCGUUGACGUCGACGUUGUCGUUGCCGGAGAGCGUAAACGGAGGAUGUGGGAGUGUUCAGGGGGAGACAAGGGACAAAGAAGCGGCGACGUUUGGAGGAGUGGUGGAGUCAAAUCCACAAACACCGCCUUAUCCGUUUUCUUUAUUUCGAGGUGGCUUUUAGAUCUAUUAGCUUCACAUGAAAUAUGAUCUUUGGUUCUUCUUUAUGUUACUAUUUGUUAUCAUUUUUCUUAAACUAUUUGUAAUGUAUAACCAACCAAUAAUAAAUAGGACAGAUCGAUAGUUGUUAGUUUCGUGAGUAUCAGGACAGGGAGACUGUGUCAGUAGUCAUAUCGUUUUAUAGAAAGUUGACAGUAUUUUUGCAGAUUAUACUGUUAAAAAGUUCAUAUGUUGACAUUGUUUUUCCUUAUUGUCUUUUAAGCGGGUUUGUAAUUCACAAUUUGUAAUAACAACAAUUUUGAUCUUCAA